AUGAGUCGGUGGUCCAUUGACGCCUUGGACGAGCGCUUCCGGCACGUGCCUUUCAAGGUCGCCAAGGAUGACAAUGGAAAGAAGCUGCGGAUGAAGUUCAAGUACUUUGCAGACUAUGUGAGACAUCAGCGCGACGACAAUCCGCUGUACCUCUUUGAGACCGACAUGGACGACAACGCGCACAUCAGGCCAUUGAUGGACGACUACCAGGUGCCGGAUCUCUUCCCGCACGACUGGUUCUCCUUGGUCAACACCGAUGCCAGGCCGCCCUUCCGUUGGUUUUGCAUCGGCCCCAAGCGCUCGGGCACCACCGUCCACACGGAUCCCCUGGGCACUGCGGCCUGGAACGCCGUGACGCACGGGGUGAAGCGCUGGGUUCUGUUUGAGCCGCACGAGACCAAGAAGCGGGUGAAGGGGAAGGAUUUGCUGCGCAGUGGAGAGGAUGACGAGGCCAUCAUGUACUUCGACUACAUCUUACCACGAAUCAAGCAAGCCUAUCCGGACCUGAAGAUCUAUGAGGGUCUUCAAAAACCUGGUGAGGUGAUCUUCGUCCCAGGAGAUUGGUGGCACGGAGUUCUGAACCUCGAGGACACGGUGGCCGUGACUCAGAAUUACUGCGGACCCGAUAACUUUGACUUGGUUUGGACCAAGACCCGUCGGGAGCGCGAGAAGAUUGCAUGGCUGUGGCUCCGAAACAUGAGGAGAUAUUCGCCCUUAUAUGAAAGGGCGAUGGAGUUGAACAAGAGAGACAACUUCAAGAUGAGGCAUGAACGCCCUGCAGGAGAACGGCUGUCGGAUGCCAGCUCCAGCAGCAGCGAGAGCAGUAGCGAUUCCUCCAGUGAUGAAGCGGAGGACUUGGACCCCGUGGGGCUGGAGGCGGCUGUGCCCGAGGCCUCACAGACGUUGGGUGCGGUGCGCUUUCAACAUCAGGGCGCCCACGCGGUGCAUCGCCCCGUGACGGCAGCCCGGAACUCGAUGAUCCCUGGACCAGGAGCCUUCCUCAGUAAGCGUCGACGAAUUGAGGAGGACAUGCCGAAAGCAUGA
Molecule: messenger RNA, 1044 nt
Organism: Durusdinium trenchii
Lineage: Eukaryota; Dinophyceae; Suessiales; Symbiodiniaceae
Source: the annotation of a GenBank genome assembly